GUAGCGUCCAUCACAGUGCGUCCCGCAGCGCGACGUUACGUCAUGGCGUCAUAUCCUCUUCACCGCGUCGUUUGAAGUAGAUGGAAAAGCUCAGCCGUAAACGCUAGCAGCAGCAGCGAUGUCUGCGAGUCUGACUCCGGAACAGAGGAGGAGGAUAGAAGAGAACAGACAGCGAGCUCUGGCCAGAAGAGCCGAGAAACAGGCUCAACUCACCCCUGGAUCGGCCCAAAGCAGAACAGAGCCCGCUAAGAGCAGCCAGCUGCUUGCAUCUGCUCCAGGAGCAAGACAGACUCAGCUCAUAGACACCCAAGUACCCUGUACAAAGACAGCACCUCCAACGUCUAAUGCUUCUUCUGCAACUCAUAACUUUUAUGGACAGUCAAGCAAACCGACCGCAGGGGAAAAGCGACCAGCUAAACUUCCCGAAGCAGGAGGGAGUGUCCCUGCAAAGAAGCCAGCGGUGAAUGUGAAAGGGAAAUGCGUGUCACACUCAGAAAAUCGCUUCCGAGUGGAGGUCGGCUACCAUGCUGACCUCAUCACUGCGUUCAAAAGCAUUCCCUCUAAGACCUAUGAUCCUGCUACAAGGAUGUGGAACUUCAGCCUUGAGGACUACCAGAUGCUGAUGGAGCAGGCGGCGAGUCUCCCCUCGGUCUCUCUCAAACCUCUGGAUGGGAUGGAGGGGCUGAACGUUUCAGCGUCCACCGGUCGCCCCAAAGAUGCUGCAGCCCUGGCUGCUCUCAUGAGGCUCUGUCAGGGCUGGCAGAAACCAGGGGCCACGGUAAAGGGGAAGUGCGUUUUGGUGUCUCGCAGUCGGAUGGAGGUGGAUAUUGGAUACCACGCGGACGUUAUUGAAAUCUUCAAGAAAAUGCCAUCCAAAAAUUAUGACAUGAAGACCAGGAAAUGGAGUUUCCUUUUGGAGGACUACGGGAAACUCAUGGCGGGUCUGAGCGAGCUGUCUGUGGUGGAGAUAGAGCCUUUACCUCCCGCUGUGCUGCAGUCCUUCUCCUGUCAGUUUGAGAAGAGCGAGUCCAGAGCUCCGGUCCCUCCUGAGAGCGAUCUCUCGCACGUGGAUCCUCAUCUCACCCGCAGCCUCAUGCCCUUCCAGAGAGACGGGGUCAAUUUUGCAGUGUCCAGAGAGGGCCGUUUGCUGCUGGCGGAUGAUAUGGGUCUGGGAAAGACCGUCCAGGCCAUCUGCAUCGCCGCCUUCUACAGGAGUGAGUGGCCUCUGCUGGUGGUGGCGCCGUCCUCGGUGCGCUUCACGUGGGCCGAGGCUUUCCGCCGAUGGCUGCCGUCCGUCAGAGCCGACAGCGUCAAUGUGGUGGUUACGGGCAAAGACAGCCUUCGCUCCGGCCUCAUCAACAUCAUCAGCUACGACCUGCUCAACAAGAUGGACAAACGGCAGCCGUCCGCCCCUUUCAGCGUCAUCAUUAUGGACGAGUCUCACUUCCUGAAGAACAUGAAAACGGCUCGCUGUCGGGCGGCUCUUCCUCUGCUGAAGACCGCUAAGAGAGUGAUCCUGCUGUCGGGAACGCCUGCCAUGUCCAGACCUGCUGAGCUCUACACUCAGAUCCUGGCUGUGAGGCCUUCUCUGUUUCCACGCUUCCACGACUUUGGCACACGCUACUGUGAUGCUAAACAGCUGCCGUGGGGCUGGGAUUACUCCGGCUCGUCUAAUCUGAGUGAACUGAAGCUGCUGCUGGAGGAGUCUCUGAUGCUCCGCCGCCUCAAAUCAGAGGUGCUCUCUCAGCUGCCCGCCAAACAGCGUAAGGUGGUCACAGUCACCACGGACGGCAUCAACUCUCGCACCAAAGCUGCUCUCAACGCCGCUGCCAAACAACUCGCCAAAGGAUACAACAACAAGUCACAAGAGAAGGAAGCUCUCCUGGUUUUCUUCAACCACACAGCAGAGGCCAAGAUCAGAGCCAUCGUGGAGUAUAUCUCAGACAUGCUGGAGUGUGGACGAGAGAAGUUUCUGGUGUUUGCUCAUCAUAAACUGGUGCUGGACAGUAUAACCAAAGAGCUCGGGGAGAAGGGAAUCAGCCACAUCCGUAUCGACGGCUCGACGGCGUCCGCCGAGCGCCAGCAGCUGUGUGAGCGCUUCCAGUCGUCACCGAGGAGCUGCGUGGCUGUCCUGUCCAUCACCGCCGCUAACAUGGGGCUCACGCUGCACUCGGCCGACCUCGUGGUGUUCGCCGAGCUCUUCUGGAACCCCGGAGUCCUGAUUCAAGCGGAGGACCGCGUGCACAGGAUCGGACAGACCAGUAAUGUGGACAUUCAUUACCUGGUCGCUAAAGGCACAGCGGACGACUAUCUUUGGCCCAUGAUCCAGGAGAAAAUGAAUGUUUUGGAGCAGGUCGGUUUGUCUGAAUCCAACAUUUCAGAGAAGGCAGAGUCUGCCAGCUUUCACAGCAAAGACCCGUGUCAGCUGACCAUCACCGAGAUGUUCCAGAGGUCCUUCGACGAAGAGGAGAUGCUUGCUUUAGUUGAUCACGAUCAGUAAGAACGUAAAUUAUUGCUUAAAAUAUACAGCCGCUUUCAAAACCAAUCACUGGACCCGUUUCUUUUUUGUUUGUGAGUAAAAAAUAGAACUAAAUAAAGCCUAAAAGUGAUUGGUACCACUGUCGGUUUCGAUAUUAAUAAAGUAAAAAAAGAAAUAAAUAAAA
Molecule: messenger RNA, 2663 nt
Organism: Puntigrus tetrazona (Sumatra barb)
Lineage: Eukaryota; Metazoa; Chordata; Actinopteri; Cypriniformes; Cyprinidae
Gene: smarcal1
Product: SWI/SNF related, matrix associated, actin dependent regulator of chromatin, subfamily a-like 1
Exons: 18
Coding region: 119-2500 (793 amino acids)
Biological process (GO): replication fork processing; DNA repair
Cellular component (GO): nuclear replication fork
Molecular function (GO): ATP binding; ATP-dependent chromatin remodeler activity
Source: RefSeq, a predicted model, not a curated record